AUGCUUUCCUCACUUUCUUCACCGCUGUACUUUCUAAUACUCGCCCUUGCAUCGAAAUUGAGUCCCGUUCGAUCUCAUGGACGUCUCAUGGAACCACCAUCAAGAUCCUCCAUGUGGCGUGUAGGCUUCAAAACCCCUAGGAACUACAACGACAACGAGCUUUUCUGCGGCGGCUUCACGCGGCAACUUCGCAAUGGAAUGAAGUGUGGAGUUUGCGGUGACCCGUGGGAUGUCUCACCUCCGCGAGCAAACGAGGCCGGUGGGAAAUACGCCACCGGGAUGAUCGCUCGACGGUACCGUCCGGGACAGGUCAUCGAAACCGCGGUCGAAUUGACAGCUAAUCAUAUGGGACACUUCCGAUUCAGACUCUGCCCUGUCAACGAUCCCUCCGUGAAAGCCACCGAUGAAUGUAUGGCCAAGUACCCUCUUAAGAUCGUCGAAGCGUCGUCCAACGAUCCCUACCGCUACGUCUUACCCGAUCGGAAGAGCAGAUACCGAGUUCGGGUGAUGCUUCCCUCGAAUAUCACUUGCACGCAGUGUGUCUUCCAAUGGACUUACACCGCCGGGAACAAUUGGGGUCGUUGUCCAGACGGCGUAUCUCGGGUAGGAUGUGGACCCCAAGAGACUUUCCGGGGAUGCUCAGACAUCGCCAUUUCCGACGGAGCUACGGGGACAGAUUCGGUGCCGGUGGGAGUGCCGUCCCGCAAGCCUUGGGAAACCACGGAGGGAACAACGGCCAAACCUGGUACAACCUUCCGCUUCAAACCUAAAACCACCCCGAAGUGGCACAGAGCCACGCACAAGUGGAACAACAAGCCUCAACACAAGAAACCCAUUUAUCCCCCGAAAGAAAAAUAUCCUUCAUCACCGAAAUAUUGGACUAAAUCCACGUGGAUUACAACUUCCAAGCCAGUCUGGAGCUCGACUCCCGGUCUGGAGAAAGAAGAAGGUCCCCUACCCAUGACCCCACCCCGGACUAAAAUGCAUGGUCACUACCCCGAACCCACGACGAGCCGACCCACAAGAUACACCGAGGCCAUGACUCCGAAAAUGUCUUUCCCGACCACCCCACGUACAAGAUUCACCCCGCUCCUCAAAUCCGUUACAGGUUGGGUAGGGACGACGACGAAGAAGCCGACGACAACAUCCCGAACGAGCUUGAAACCCGAGGUCGAAAACGAGAUUCCGAGUAAAGCCCCUCCAAAACGCUUCUGCAGUCCGGUCGGUGUUUACGUCGGUUCCCGCAAAAUGCAACAGUGGUGCGACCUCAAUUGCCUACAAGCGCCCUACUACUGUCCCCGAACUCACUGCAAGUGCGCCUAG
This is a messenger RNA of Galendromus occidentalis (western predatory mite), 1323 nucleotides long. RefSeq lists its product as uncharacterized. The transcript has 6 exons. Lineage: Eukaryota; Metazoa; Arthropoda; Arachnida; Mesostigmata; Phytoseiidae. Bases 1 to 1323 code for a protein of 440 amino acids. The record is from RefSeq and is a predicted model, not a curated record.